AAAAAAUUGUUACUGUUUAUAAAUACACCCAACUGUCCAUCUCAGGUUGACAGCCCAAUUGCUGCAUGGCAAUCGUUUAAAUUCUGAAUUUCACUUGUGGUCGAUCCACCUUCUGCUAGCUGCUGCUAUUGUGGCAGCGGCUGCCGCAACGAUCCAAAGAUGUCUAUACUGGAUAUGAAAGCCGGUCCGCCGGAUUAUUGGGCAGAAAUCGGAAACUUCUUUUUGCCACUGAAAUAUCUAAUUACGAACGAUCGCUUCGAUGCGCUGGUACAGAAUAUCGACCUGCAUUACCUGAUCAAUGCGGUCUUCUGGAUAUUUAUAGCGUUAUCCUGCGGCUUCUAUGGAUUUCAGCGCGUCUUCCAGUUCUUUUUGAAAUCGUCAAACGUGAAGUACUUCAAGCGCAAACAGUUCGCUCGAUUGAUAUGGAAUAUUGCAUUCUAUGGCGCUUGCUGUCUCUUUCUGCACUUUUACAACGAGUUCAUGAUACUGCCGCAUCUGAUGAAGAACCAGGGUCGUUAUUCGCUCUUCCAUAGCUCCGACAAUCUCAUCUUCUAUCGCUCGCAUCAAUAUGAGAAAUUUCAGUUCUACUCAAUAUUCAUAAUAACGUUCUACCUGCAUGGAGCCAUGCUGGACUUCAAGGAGGCGGACUUUCUGGAAACCGUCUCCAAGGGCCUCUAUCUGUUCGCCCUCGUCGCCAUCGAUGUCUACAGAUACGAAAACUAUUUUGUUGGCCUGAAUCUCACGCUGGGGCUGUACAGCAUUCUAACGGAAUGCCUCUCAUUGUUGGCCUUGCAGAAUUCGAAUCGCAACCGCUUGGUCUAUCAAGUGUUUAUGGGCCUCAAGAUUGCCGCCUGGCUGCAUGUGCACAUCAAUCUGCUGCCCUUCAACUACUUCAUACCCACGCUGUUUGCCAAGAACUUCAAGCUGCCGCUCAAUGUGGCCAUCUGGGUGUGGUAUGGCCUGGCCAUCUGGAACUCGCCGGUGCUGCAGUAUUUCUAUCAUCAGAUCUAUCAUACGGCGCCAUCUGAUUGCUCCGGCGAGGGCUCGGCGGCCAAAUGCAUCCUCAUCAAGGACACCAGCGAGUAUCGCCACUUCAAGACGCUGCAGCGGGCCUAUCUUGAGGUGAAGCUGGCGCAUGAGAAGGCCACAUCGAAUCCUCUGCCAGCCACUGAGUCCGCCUCGGCCAAGACCUAUCAGGCCAUCAAGUGCGUUAUGAUGCUGAAGCGCAAAUUGAAGCGUAUUCGCGAGGGUCGCGGCGCCGAGCCGGAGGAUGAUAGCGAGGAGCUUACCACGAAUUGAUUAGAUUCUGCUCUUGACUGCACA
Molecule: messenger RNA, 1323 nt
Organism: Drosophila arizonae
Lineage: Eukaryota; Metazoa; Arthropoda; Insecta; Diptera; Drosophilidae
Source: RefSeq, a predicted model, not a curated record